Aspergillus pseudonomiae is the source of this 822-nucleotide messenger RNA. Its product is annotated as class I SAM-dependent methyltransferase. The coding region runs from base 1 to 822 and encodes 273 amino acids. The record is from RefSeq and is a predicted model, not a curated record. Gene Ontology annotation, molecular function: methyltransferase activity. NCBI's taxonomy places the organism in Eukaryota, Fungi, Ascomycota, Eurotiomycetes, Eurotiales, Aspergillaceae. The transcript has a single exon.
AUGGUCCCUUGCGAUGAACAAGAGCAGGACCGCCUUGAUUUCCUCCACAAGGCUUUUUCUCUAGCAAUAAGGUCAAACCGUCUGAUCCACGUCCCCCACCCUACCAGUGCCAAGAUCCUAGAUCUCGGAUGUGGAACGGGGCUCUGGGCCAUCGACCUGGCAGAGAGGAACCCAGGUGCAUCCGUUGUGGGCGUAGAUCUUUCUCCCAUCCAACCGUCUAACCAUCCACUGAAUUGUCAAUUUUAUGCUCCCUUCGACUUCGAGAGUCCAUGGCACUUGGGAGAAGACUACUGGGAUGUUAUACAUCUCCGGAUGGGCUGCGGCAGCGUGGCCAGCUGGCACAGUCUCUACCGCAGAGUGCUUGCUCAUCUUCGUCGUGGCGCUUGGUUCGAACAAGUAGAGAUCGAUUUUGAGCCCCGGUGUGCCAAUUGGGCGCUCAAGGAGUCUCACCUACAGUACUGGUAUCAAAAUCUUAAGCUAGCUACGGAGCAGAGUAUGCGACCACUUGCUCAUCGCAGUGAAGAAACAUUGAAUAAGUUGCAGGAAGUUGGAUUUACAGAAAUCCGCCAUCAUCAAAUUAGACUGCCUCUCAGCCCGUGGCAUCAGGGUGACCAAGAGCGGCUGGUUGGCCGUUGGUACGGUUUGGCGUUUUUACAGAGCAUGGAGUCCCUAAGUCUUGCACCUUUCAGCCGCAUCCUAGGCUGGUCGCCCGAUAGGAUUCAUCAACUCCUCUUCAAUGCAAAGUCUGAGGCAUUUAAUAAUCAGACACAAGGAUUUCACAUUUUAAACAUAUACCAGGCACGAAAACCUACCUCUGAAUAA